GCCAUUGCCAACGACCACACGUCUCACACGUGACACAUCGUUCUUGGAGAGAGCGCCGGUAGCCCACCGCGCGCACGGGAGCGGAAUGGCCACCAUGGGCGUGGUCAGAGCAUGCGCGCCUCCCGCCGCCGCGGCCACAGCUGCUGCCAAGAGGAAUCCCUCCAGGAGCGCCCGCGUGCUCGUGCUCGGCGGCACCGGCCGUGUGGGAGGAUCCACGGCCACCGCGCUCUCCAAGCUCCGCCCCGACCUCAACAUUCUCGUCGGGGGACGGAACCGGGAGAAAGGUGAAUCCUUUGCAGCUAAGCUUGGAGAGCAGUCUGAAUUUGUCCAGGUUGAUACCGGCAAUACCAACAUGCUGGAGGACGUGCUACAGGGUGUGGAUUUAGUUGUCCAUACUGCUGGACCUUUCCAAAGGGCGGAGGAGUGCACUGUGUUGCAGGCAGCGAUAUCUACUAAGACAGCAUAUAUUGAUGUUUGCGAUGAUACUGAUUUUUCGUGGAGAGCAAAAGGUUUCCAUGAACAGGCAAAGGCUGCAGGUGUUCCAGCUAUUACUACUGCUGGCAUAUAUCCUGGAGUCAGCAAUGUGAUGGCUGCUGAGCUUGUACAUGCUGCCAAAAGUGAAAAUGGCGAACCUGAGAGAUUAAGAUUCUUCUACUAUACUGCAGGUACUGGUGGUGCUGGUCCAACAAUACUGACAACAAGUUUCCUGCUUCUUGGGGAGGAUGUAAUUGCAUAUAACAAGGGAGAAGAAAUCAAAUUGAAGCCCUACAGUGGAGCUCUGAACAUUGAUUUCGGAAAGGGGGUCAGAAAGAAAAAUGUUUACUUAUUGAAUUUGCCUGAAGUGAAGAGUGCUUUUAAGAUUUUAGGUGUGCCGACUGUUAGUGCCCGAUUUGGUACUGCUCCUUUCUUCUGGAACUGGGGAAUGCAGGCUUUCACAAACUUUUUACCUGUUGAGUUCUUGAGGGACAAAAGUAAGGUUCAGAAGUUGGUUGAGUCUGUUGAUCCUUUGGUUCGAGCCAUUGAUGGCAUUGCAGGAGAGCGUGUCUCCAUGAGAGUAGACUUGGAGUGUUCAAAUGGGCGCAAUACCAUUGGAUUAUUUACUCAUAAAAAGCUAUCUGUAUCAGUGGGCUUUGGAACAGCCGCAUUUGCUUUAGCGGUUCUUGAGGGCAACACACAGCCAGGAGUUUGGUUUCCAGAAGAGCCAGAGGGAAUACCAAUCGAAGCAAGGAAGCUGCUUCUUGAGCGUGCAUCUCAAGGGACAAGUAACUUCGUGAUGAACAAGCCUUCCUGGAUGGUAGAAACUGAUCCAAAGGAAGUCAUCCUAGGAAUCUAUGUGUGAGAAGAUAUAAAUGUGCUUAAAUUUCCUGGAUGCUGGACAAUGGCCAACUAAAUAUUGGAGUAAUUUACCAUCUGCGAGAAGUUGAAUGCAACAGCCAGCAGCAUGUUGAAGCCCCCCAGAUUGAGCAUGAUGUUUUUGUAUGACUAUUUGGGCUAUUUUAUUUUUGAAAGGGCUGUACAUGAAAAAUGAUGGUUAUAAGAAAAAAGAAUACAGGUGAAUAAAAGCAAUUUUGUGCAGCACACA
Messenger RNA from Setaria italica (foxtail millet), 1582 nucleotides. RefSeq lists its product as uncharacterized. The record is from RefSeq and is a predicted model, not a curated record. The coding region runs from base 86 to 1339 and encodes 417 amino acids. The transcript is spliced from 13 exons. NCBI's taxonomy places the organism in Eukaryota, Viridiplantae, Streptophyta, Magnoliopsida, Poales, Poaceae.